Messenger RNA from Daldinia caldariorum, 2147 nucleotides. Its product is annotated as ASST-domain-containing protein. NCBI's taxonomy places the organism in Eukaryota, Fungi, Ascomycota, Sordariomycetes, Xylariales, Hypoxylaceae. The transcript has 5 exons. The coding region runs from base 389 to 1927 and encodes 512 amino acids. The record is from RefSeq and is a predicted model, not a curated record.
AAAGAGGACACGGCCUCUAUUAGUUCCACUUAGUCUCGGGUACUUGACCAUAAGUUCAUCAGACUAUCGGUGCCUGCCAUGUUGCGGUCGUCAUUUCAGCCGACCCGGCAUACAUGGAUAUGGCGAUCAUCCCGAAAUCGCUCAAGAUGUUUUGUUUAGAAAGAAAGAAGAAAACCAAAGCAAGCAAACGAAGGAACAGAAAAUUUGAUACAGUCUGAGCCCUUGUCUAGCGCAUCACAGUAUCCAAGGCUUACGUUUGAUUAUUGCUAUCCUUGCGACAUGAAUGCCGUUAGGUGUUUACCCACCUUUAAAAGCGCGGCAGGAAACUAUCAUGAGAUAUCCUUGCUUGAUCCUACAUAGGUUUAAUUGAGUAGCGGAGCAGUAGAAGAUGCCUCUCCCGUCUUUUGCUCUAUCGGUUCUGAUAUGCUCUCUCCAAGCAUUCCCAGUUUCCGCACAGAACUACACAUGGCCAUGGCAAACCUAUAAAUCUAGUUCAGCAGAACCUCCUUCGCUGAACAUCACCAAAUCCGGCCCUACGUCCCCAGGAUAUCUCUUCUUUGACCAGAAUGGACAGUACGCGCACAACUACAGCCUCUUCAUCAUGUCUGAUGACAACGAGCUCAUCUGGCAGAGCGGAUACGGAGACUAUGGUGCUUUCAGGACCCAAAAAUUCGAGGGCAAGCCAGUCUUGACUUUUUUCAACGGGGUCUCUCUGUCGGAACCGUACGGGUGGGGCUAUGGCAUCAUCCAAAUCCUUGAUGACUCUUACAAAAGCAUCUACAACGUUUCGCUGACGGUAGAUGAAGGGAACUUUCUGACCCUACCGGAGCUUGAUGCCAGCCAGAUUGAGUCGUAUCUCGACAUGCACGAGUCCCAGAUCACAGCUCAGGACACGAUCCUUGUCACAUUGUACAAUGUCACCAAAUACGAUCUAAGCUCUGUUGGCGGACCACAGGAUGGUUGGGUAGCCGACAGUUUGUUCUACGAGCUGGAUAUCAAGACCAACGAGAUACUCUUCAAGUGGAGUGUCUUGGAUCAUGUUGACCAAAUUCCCAUUUCAGACGUUCAGCAGUUCUAUCCCAUUGCGGACUUCGGCAAGAACCAGUCGGUUCCGUAUGGCUACUUCCAUAUCAAUUCGGUGGAUAAAUUCGACGACGGGUCAUAUUUGAUUUCAUCGAGAUACUACUGCUCGAUCUUCAAGAUUUCGAAGAACGGCACCGUUGAAUGGACUUUACAGGGGCAAACCGGCGGCGAUUUCGAGCUUGAUGGCCAACUUUCCUUUUGCUAUCAACACGAUGCUCGCGUCCGACGGGAAUUGGGGAGCACGGUUAAGAUCAGCCUGUUCAAUAACGCAAACUCAGAAAUUAUGUCGGGUGUAAACCAGACUAAAGGUGUAUUCUUAACCCUGGAUACGGAAACCAUGAAGGCGACACUCGACCACGCAUAUACCGACCCACAGGACGCGGUCUACGCCUUUUCGCAAGGAAAUACACAAUUGCUGGACGACGGGCACGUAAUUAUGGGAUAUGGGUCGACGCCUAAGAUAAGGGAGUUCAGCGCGGAUGGCACCACAUUGAUGACCGCCCAGUUUGGCCCUGGGGACGGUCUUAUUUUCUCUUAUCGCGCCUAUCGCCAGCCGUGGGUUGGCCGCCCUAAGGAACCCCCAAGCGUCGUCGCGUGUCGGGAUGAGGCUAGUAACAGCACCAGGGUAUAUAUGAGCUGGCUUGGCGCUACAGAACAUAAAUAUUGGGAUAUCUUCGCCGGCGAUAGUGACAAUAGCUUCACUCUGGCAUCCCAGGUGGGAAGGACUGGAUUUGAAACAGUAGCGACUAUACAGGGUCAAGUUCCGAUGAUCCGUGUUGAGGCACGAGGAAUUGGUAUCACUGGAGGAGUUUCCAAUGUGAUAUCGUCUCAAAGCCAUUGCUGAUAUUGAACAGCGCAGCGCGUUGAUUAAAAUCUGACUUUGGAACUCUUCCUUGAUACUUAUAGACCUAAGUUACUGCUUCUGUGGCGCAGUAUUUGGUCCAUGAGCGGCCGAAGCAGAAGACGAAAAUCAGAUUCGUCUACAACGAACCACAAGAUUUUCUUCCCAUAGGUAAAUAAAAACAGUACUAAACAGAGAAUUAGGUCCUCUUUUUAUUAGAAAC